AUGGCGGCCAACGACGGUUAUGAAACAGAAGUAGCUGCCUGGAAUCUGCAAAUUGCGGAUACUGAAGCACUUUUGGAGGCGCUUGAGGACCCUGAUUCACGCGCGGCAGCCCAAUUCUAUCUCGAAGAACUUCAACACACCAGGACUCUUCUUCAAGAUCGCCAUAUGGGUCAAAGCUUGGCGCAGGCAUUCGACAACGACGCUGAACUUUCAAGUGACAACGCCGAGACAAACGAACCAGCCACCGAGCAUCACGAAGAUCAAGAUAUGGCUAGUCUCGCAGCACUCGAUAUCCCAGCUCCGGUCGAAAUGGAGGAUCUCAACAAUCUUAUCCCCGAGAAGGCAGACAACACGUGUGUCAUCUGUCUCGACGAAAAUCUCCCCAGUUCUCAAGCCGCCUUGCGCCCAUGUGGCCACGCCUACUGCGGUCCAUGUAUCCAAGAGCAUUUCGACAAAUCUUUGCAAGAUGAGUCUAUUUUUCCUCCCGCUUGCUGCGAUCAAGAAAUCAUUCCCGAAGAGGUCAAUUCCUUCCUGAGACGCGGUACAAGACGACGCUUCUAUGAGAAAAAGAUCGAAUUCUUGACACCACACAACAGAAGAGUCUGUUGCUCCAACGUCGAUUGCGCCACAUUCAUUCCCAUGGAUACCCACGACUUGAUCAAUAACGACGCUACAUGCCAGAAGUGCCACACUAUCACCUGUAUUAUGUGCAAAGAAGCAACCCAUUGGGAUGUGGAGUGUACGGAAGAUCACGCCUUAAACCGCGUUUUGGAGAUUGGAAGAGAAGAGGGGUGGAAGCGAUGUGAGAACUGCCGUACCAUGAUCGAUCUUGCUCAAGGAUGCUUUCAUAUGAUGUAAGUGUUUCUUCAUGCCACUUUCUUUCUUCUAUCAAACAUUCUGACUUCGCAACAGCUGUGUAUGUGGCCACGAAUUCUGCUAUCUUUGCGGCGCGAGGUGGAAGACCUGCCCUUGCGAUCAAUUCGACGAGGCGCACCUCUUGGAUGGCCCUCCCCCCGACAACGAGAUCCAAAUCCAUCCACACGCCUUCUGUAACCCGGCGCGCCGCUGGGGACGUGUUGAGGGGGAGCACAUUUGCGAGAUCUGUUUCACUACGAUGCUGGUGUUCAUCCUAGAGUGUACAACGUGUGGAAUCCGGGCCUGCCAUCGCUGCAGAUACCACAUGAAUCCAGUGCAAUAA
Molecule: messenger RNA, 1198 nt
Organism: Hymenoscyphus albidus
Lineage: Eukaryota; Fungi; Ascomycota; Leotiomycetes; Helotiales; Helotiaceae
Source: the annotation of a GenBank genome assembly